Molecule: messenger RNA, 171 nt
Organism: Orycteropus afer afer
Lineage: Eukaryota; Metazoa; Chordata; Mammalia; Tubulidentata; Orycteropodidae
Source: RefSeq, a predicted model, not a curated record
AUGUCUUCUCAUAAGACUUUCAGGAUCAAGAGAUUCCUGGCCAAGAAACAAAUGCAGAAUCAGCCCAUUCCACAAUGGAUUCAAAUGAAGACUGGUAAGAAAAUCAGGUACAACUCCAAGAGGAGACACCGGAGAAGAACCAAAAUGCAGGUGUUUAUCUCCUGCCUGUAA